AUGAGCUAAGAGAAAAUUAGAAGAUAUAAGUUAAAUGUGUUUUAAGUACAGAAAAACAAAGUGAAAUCUGAAGAUAGGGUUAUUGUAAACACAUCGACAAAUUUCAAAGCACUCUCUCCAUAGCAAUCUCCUAAAAUUAAAUAAAUUGUCAAUCGUACCCAAUUAGAGCUCGAAAGAUCGAAAUCCUCGCAUCGAAUGGAAAAUAUAAUAAUACAAAUCAAAAAGAAUGUACCCAAGAAUAAUAUCAACAUACCAAAUACCAGUAAAGACUUCUUUAAGGAGAGUACUUUCUCAAUUGAAGAAAAGAAGCAAGAGAUUAAUGUGCAGUUCUUGAGAUAAUGUAAGGCCAAUAACGCUAGAGCUUGUCUCUAAUUAUUAGAACCUACUAUUGUUCAUUAAGUUUGUAAGUUGAUGGGAUUAAUUUUAUAGUAAACAUUUCGCCCUUGAUACCAAUAAGUGCAGAUUUAAAGGCCAACAUCAAUUGUUAGGAUGGCAAUCUAAAUUCUGCUUUACAUAUAGCUGUGAAAAAUGGGAAUAUUUAAUUAGUUCAAGCAUUAAUUUACAAAUAAAUUAACUUGGAGAUCGAAAAUUCAGAAAAGAUGACUUCAUUAAUACUGGCUAGUUAUCAGUAAAAUAAUAUAUUUUAAUUUUAAAAAGUGGAAAUGUGGAGUUAUUUUAGAUCUUAAUUAUUGCAGGAGCCCAAGUUAAUCAUUAAGACAUUUAUGGUAACACAUCACUACAUUAUGCAUGUAAAUUCAACAACAAAGAAAUUGUAGCCAUUAUACUUAAACUCCGAAAUCUCAUAUUUAAGCCAAAUCAAGAUCAGAAGUAUCCUGACUAUUAUGUUCAUGAUACUGAGAUAUUGUAAUUAUUUACUUAAUUUCAAUUGGAACAUUCAAAAUAAAGUAAAAUAACUCACAAUUAAAUUUAGAAUAAAAAACAAAAGAGAUCAAGAUACAGAAUAUAUAAAUGGAAGACUAGUGUCGAUCAAAUCAAUUUUAGACUAAUAAAUGUAAAUUGCUAAACUGUCCUCUACACAAUUUGUCUCCUGAUACAAAGCAAAGAGUUCUUCAACUUAGCAAAAAUAUUAAGUAAGAGAAAAAAGGAAUUAUCAAUACUCCUUCUACUAUAGAUUCGAUGAAGUAGUCCAAAAAAGAAGAAAAAGUCUAUCCCCAACAGUUUCGUGUAUUGGGUUUGAUAGGUAAAGGUAGCUUCGGAAAGGUGUAUCUGGUUCAAAAGAACAAAAAGUAUUAUGCAAUGAAGGUACUUCUUAAGAAUAUGAUCUUCGGUAAUAAAUCAAUUAUAUGGAAGAACAAAACAUUUGUAGAUAUGCAAUAACUGAAAGAAAUGUCUUAUCUGUGACAUCCCACCCAUUCAUAGUGAAAUUAAGAUAUGCAUUUCAGACAGGGGACAAAUUAUUUAUGAUUUUGGAUUAUUGUCCUGGUGGAGAUCUGGGGAUGGUUCUUAAUAAAAUUAAAAGGUUUCCUGAGGAACUUGUAAAACUGUAUGCUUGUGAAAUAAUUUUGGCUUUGGAGGAUCUUCAUAAAAGAAACAUUAUAUUUCGUGACUUAAAACCUGACAAUAUCUUACUCGAUGCAGAAGGACAUGUGUUGUUAACUGAUUUUGGAUUGUCUAAGGAGGGAAUUCCUUUAUCAAAUCAAGGAGCAAAAUCCUUUUGUGGUUCUGUAGCCUAUUUGGCUCCGGAAAUGAUUAGGAGAUAGGAUCAUGGAAAAGCUGUGGACUGGUAUUUACUAGGAGUGGUAAUGUAUGAGUUGCUGACAGGGUUGCCACCUUAUUAUACGAAUGAUAGAGAGGCGUUAUUCUAUAAUAUAGAAAAUGCCAGUCUAAAAAUACCUUAAUUCAUUUCAAUUGAAUGCAGAAACUUACUAAGAUCAGUAAAAGUUUGUUGAAUACUUUAGUUGUUGGAGAGAAAUCCAGCUCGACGUUUGGGAUCAGGCUAGGGAGACUCUAUGGAAAUAAGAAGUCAUCCUUAUUUUGUGGAUAUAGAUUGGGAAGGAGUUUUGAAGAGACAACUUCAAAUGCCAAAACCAGAUUACAGUCUGAAGUUAAAACCAAUCGGAGAGUAGAAUAUUUUUGAUUUGCAAAGCUCAGUGGAAUUUGAGUAAUCGAAUGUGAAUGGAUGGUCUUAUGUUCAAACAGAAUGA
This is a messenger RNA of Paramecium octaurelia, 2165 nucleotides long. NCBI's taxonomy places the organism in Eukaryota, Ciliophora, Oligohymenophorea, Peniculida, Parameciidae. The record is from the annotation of a GenBank genome assembly.